CUGCAAAGAGCAUGCUUUCACCUUUAGGAUUGUCUAUGCUUCUUGAAGUCACCCUGGAUUACUCUUUUGGAUAAAACAGGUGGAUGAUAUGGAGUGCGUGCAGGCCGUGCUAUAGAGAGCUCAAUGUCACAUGACCUGGAUGCUGCUAAUGUGCUUAAAAACUGAAGAGAAUGAAGAGACGACAAUAAAAUGAAGAACAGAAGUGGGGUGGAAAAGUAACCCUGAUGUAAAGACCCCUCGAGACUUACGUCAACGGACACAAUGACGACCUGGAAUUGAGUGAAAACCCUCACUCUAUUUGGACAAAGACAUUAUAAUAUCUCAUGCAUGAUUUAUAUGCUGGGACAUUUUACUACUUAUGACUAAAUAAAUGAUACAGCUGCAUACAUUGCCUUCUAAGGUGCCAGCGGCACACAGAUAGUUUGAGCCACUGAUUCACUGACAGUGCUAGAUGAAGAUGGAUAGAUAGUGUUUCAUCCAGUAACUGGAGAGUGCUUAAUGAGCUGCUGUGUAAGCAGCUUUAUAUCUGGAUGAUUGACGUUAGAUAGCAUUUUAACUGACCAACAAAAGCACGCCAGACAUCCCUAGAUGUGCAACUGCAGAUAGCAGUAGUUUGGGGUUUUAUUGAGCUUGUGAAAGGCCAGGUAGACGGGGUAGUUUUGAUCGUACAAUGAAUCCUAGAGACAGUGUGGAGGUGAUGGAGACCCAGGCGGGAGGGAAGGAGAAGCUAGUUGGAGACCAGGUCCAAAACGAGGUUGAUGGUGAAGAUGACAAAAUACCCGGGUCAUACGACUGCAAUGUCUGUGGACGCAGCUUCCCGUUCCUCAGCUCCUUGUCCCAGCAUAUGAGACGCCACACUGGUGCGCGCCCUUACAAAUGUCCCUACUGUGACCACAGGGCCUCUCAGAAGGGCAACCUCAAAGUUCACAUCCGCAGCCACAAACUGGGCACGCUCUCCAGCCACCACUCCAAUGACGAUGAAGAGGGAGUGGCUGAGGAGGAGGAGAUGAGCGUUUCAGAGGGUCUCGACGGAGGUACGAGUCCAACUAAGAGCAGCUCAGCCUGCAACCGGAUGAUCAAUGGGGAUAGUGGUGAGGAGGGUAGGAGGAAAGUGCCUGGGAGGAGCCUGAAAAGAGAGAAGGUUGUGACCGACAAGAGGCCUUACUGUUGCCGUCUGUGCGGCUACGAGGCUAAUCGAGAAGACCAGCUCCUCAGCCAUAUUGAAAAGGUCCACAUAACAGCAGACACAGAGGAGGAGGCCACUGUUAAGGAAGAGGCUAUGCCCGAACCUGAUGUCGCCCAACCCCAGAGUGAUGGGACCUUCCCCUGUGAGACCUGUGGCCAGGUCUUCACCCAGGCCUGGUUCCUGAAGUCACACAUGAAGAAACAUGCAGGGAUCCUGGACCACUGCUGUCGUAUUUGCGGGAGGCGGUUCCGCGAAGCUUGGUUCCUCAAAUCGCACAUGAAAACCCACAACACCAAAUCCAGGUCACGGUCAAAAACAGAGUCCGCUGAGCAUCCAGCCACCAUUAAUGACGUGGCCCAGGAUCCUGAAAUUGCCAAUGGUUCUAUUACAUCCAUCUAUCAAAUGUGUUCCAAAUGUGGGAACCUGUUCCACAACAGAGAGAGUCUGAGGGCCCAUGAUAAAAUCCACAGUGUCAGCUAUGGAAAGAAAUCCCAGAGCCAAUGCGGACUUGGUGAUGAUGAAGACUCACCAGCUGCUAAGAGACGUUUUAUUGACUACUUAAACCUCCAGCCUGUUGAGCAAAAGACCCUGACUGAAGAAGAGGAGAGUGAGAAGAAGAUGCUAGGUCAAAGAAUCCCAGAGCUAGAUCCAGUUUGCAGCUACCAGGCCUGGCAAUUAGCUACUAAAGGAAGGGUUGUUGAGCCAUUGGAGCAGAGUUACAAGGCCUCCUAUGGAGGAGGAAGUAUGGGGGAGGAGGCCCUCGCUGGAGCUUCUGUGGUUUUUGAAAAGGAGAGCAGCCGUUAUGUCCUGAAAGGUCAAGAGAAACGCAGCUCAGGCCGACGCAGCAGCUCAGGUUUUGGAAGCCAUGCUUCUUCAGGGGACCGGACACCAGAGAGCCUCAGCGACUCCGAGUACCGGCCUUCGUCUCGCCAGGACCGACGGCGUCCAUCCUCCUCCAAGUCCAACGAGUGCUUUGAGUGCGGGAAGGUGUUCCGCAGUCGCCACCAGAUGAUCGUCCACCAACGGGUCCACAGGAAGGAUGGAGGUAGGGCAUCCGCGGGUGACAAGGAGAGAGCUACAAGAGACGACCGAUGGGGCUCCACCAGUGAUCCAGAGUCGGGCUCCCCUAGCCGGCCCAGCACCCCGGGGUAUGGAGACUCUCCACCAGCCUCCACCUAUGGAAACCAGGCCUCAGAGAUGGGUACCGCAAACUCUGGAGAGAUGGCAGAUGAGAAGCCUUACAUCUGCAGCCUUUGUGACUUUGUCACCUCAGAGUUGCAGGCCUACUUGACUCAUGUUCGUGUCCAACACCCGGCUGCCCCCAGAGAUCGACCGAGCCCCAUUCCCAGCCCCAGCUCCAGCUCGGACAGAGGCACCCCAAGUGGUUAUCCCAAGCUGAAGAAAGCUCUCCUUCAGGGGUUGAGCAACUCUGCAUCCCCCCCUGAUUACCUAUCGGCUCGAUCCUCCCCGCUCAAUCCCAGCCUGACCCCCGUGGAUCUAUGUGUGAGGGCUGAGGGCUGCAGGGGCAUUGAUUCCCUAACCCAGGACAGGAAGAGCCUCCCAAGCCACAAGUGCUCCUUCUGCUCCCACUCCACCCGCUACCCAGAGGUGCUCUGGAUGCACCAGACUGUGGCUCACCGCAUCAACAGCAGCAGCUCCAAUAUUGCUCCUAAAUGGGCCCUGAAAAACAGCUCCAAGGGCUCCAGGGACAACUCCUUAUCCUCCAGGAGACGCACUGGUCCCCCUCCAGUCCUGGAAGGGAAGGAAUGCCCACCGCUGCCUCCACUGAUGCGUGCCCAACGUACCCGGCCUCCGACCUACUCCAGCGAAGUUCUAAAGAAGGGCAGGCCAGCCAGUCAGGCUGCCAUGCCAUCAUCAUCGUCCUCCUCUACCCCCUCCUCCUCAUUUUCCAGAGGCUCCUCAUCCACCUCAGGCACCCAAGCUGGGAGAGUCCCCGUCCGGCCAGGCAGCAGCAGCAGCAGCAGCAACAGCAGCAGUAGUGUCAGACACGUGGAGGACCAGAGUCAUCAGUCUCGCUUCAGACCCAAAGUGGAUAUGUACCCUCGGGGAGGCUCAUCGUCUUCCUCCAGCUCCUUGGAGAAGAACACCGGUGCACUUUCCCGAUCCUCAGCCCCGAGCCCAAGCUCUGCUGCUGCAUCCCGGAUCACUGACCGCUACUUGAUCCCUCAAGAGGGCCUCGGCUUCAUGCUGUCCAGCAAACAUGGCCUAUCAGAGUACAGCCGAGCAAGGGGUUCCCCUCAUCAACCGCUUACCAACUCCCACGGCCAGAGCCGGGCUAACACGACAAGGCCCAGCACCAUCACCCAUAGCUCCACAGCAGGACACAGCUACGGAGCCUCCCAGGCACAUGGAGGCGCUCUGCUGAGCUCUUCCUCCUCCUCCUCCUCUACGUCGUUGCCUUCCGAGGCUCGCGGAGAUGUGAAGCAGGAGCCAAUUGCAGAGACACCAGAUACGCCAACUGACUUCUUUGGAUUUCUCAAAAACUACAACCCCCAUGAGCUGGCUGCCCUCUACCAGCGCUGGGGUACAGCCAAUGCACUGAUGGAUCCCACUGGGAUGCUGAGGUCUCUGAUGCGGCAGGGUCAGUAUUUCUGCCAUGAGUGCGGGAAGAGUUUCAGUCAGCCCAGCCACCUGCGUACGCAUAUGAGAUCCCAUACAGGGGAGAGGCCAUUCUGCUGCCAGCUCUGCCCAUACCGAGCAUCUCAGAAAGGGAACCUAAAGACGCACGUCCAGAGUGUCCACCAUAUGCCUUUUGACAACAGCCAGUACCCAGACACAAGGAGCUUGAUACUAGGCCAUGAAGAGCAAGAACCGCUGGCAGCCAAACACCCACCAAUGCCACAACAACAACAACAGCAGUAGAGACCAUUUGCUAGACCAGGCUCCGGACUUGAGACCAGACUAGUCAGGGAAUCACACACCCCAAAAUCACCACCACUCGUUCCUGAAAGUAGGACCCAAGACUCAUGAUAGACGUUUUGAGACUCUCCUCUCCACCUAUUAUCCUUUAAUGCCCUAAGAAGAAUUUUCAACAAUGAAGGCUCUUGUAGUUUCGGGAUUUUUUCUUUUUCAUAACAAGCUGGAUGAAGCAGUGCUAGGCAAUUUUAAAAUCACAAUGUGGGGCUGCAGCAGAGAAGAGUGUCUUAUUUACUGACAGGAAGAAUUUCUGUUGAAGAGUGAAAUAUAAAGUGUCUCCUCAGCAUGAAAGCUGAUUGAUCUUUUGCUUCUUUAGUUUGUAGGUCGGCAAAAUAAAGCAAAUUGUGUGUAGUUUACAUCAUCUUAAAGGAUUUCUGAAUAUAGAAGCCCUCAAAAUUCAAAGAGUUACCUCUUGCUGCCAUUUCGGAGGUACCAACUCGUGAAGUUGCCCAGCGCAGCUUUAUAGGAAAAGCAAAGAAAAGCUGAACUUGAAUGCAACUGUUAGCGUUUUAAUCAAGGAUUGUUGCAUUGCAUGGCUGCUGUAGUUGCCUCCCUCUUUCCCUUUUUCUUUUCUUUUUUAAAGCUUUAUUGUAUAAGAGUUUGUGCAUUCCUCAGGACACCAAUCAUCAGAGAAAGAUGAGAGAGAAGAUGCUCUGCAAUUCCUCAACAGACAAUUGAUGCGUUGCAAGUUUGUUCUUUCCUCUGGGUUCAUGAAGAUAAAGACUUGCAUCUGCGUGUGUGCGUGUGUGUGUGUGUGUGUGUGUGUGUGUGUGUGUAUUUGUGUCUGCGUGUUAAACUCACUUCCCUCCACUCCAGAGUGAAAUGUUAGGAGUGCAGUGACCACUCUGAGGCUGUGUAGCUGAUGAUUAGAAGGACAUUGAGGGAGUCGGCGAGAGGUUGGAUUAAAGAGAGAGAGAGAGAGAGAGAACGCUAAUGGGGGUGUCUGCUUUAGUGCUCAUUAAAAAGAGUGUGCGUUUUUAAUAGCCUAUAUAAAUGAGCGUACCAUUUUUAUGGUCAUUCAAUUAUUGUCAAUUUAAGAGGAAGGGACUGAGUGGAAGCAGUUUUCCUCCAUAACUCCAUCGCAUUAAGGAGUGUUUCCGACUCCGACACUUCUGACUUUGAGUUUGACUGACUUCAGAACAGUGGGGACGACAGGAAGACGCUAGCUCAGCUUAUGAUUUCACAGAUUGAACUUCAACUUGUGCACUUGCAGAAGAGAAUAUGGUCCUGCAAGUUUUUACCAGCAUAGAUGCAUCUUAAUUUUAUAUCGCUAAAGGACAACUAUGACUUUUUGGCCUGUUGGUUUUUAUGUGAUGAACGCUUUGAUACCAAAACAAACCCAGUCUCUCUGUUAAAAUGCCUGUUUGCGACAUAUAUUCCUCAGCACUAUUGUAACCUGAUUCAAAAACAAAACAUCGACAUGAAGUUAGGUUUAUAUUUUGUGACUUUUCUAAUCUUGCUAAAGUCUGAAAAAUUGUAUUCACUCAGGCCUCUGAAAAUUACUUAAUUUAAACAAUUUGAGAUUGGAAAUUCAGAGCCAGGCUAGCUGUUUACCACUGUUUCCAGUCGUUGUGCUAAGCUAAGCUAACAGGCUGCUUGCUGUAUAUUUAGUGCACACACAUGAGAGUGGUAUCCAUUUUCAUAUCUAAAUCUCAGCAAGAAAAUGAAUUAACUUAUUCCCCAAAAUGUUCCAAACUCUUCCUUUAAAACUGGCAGGUUUGUUGAACAGAUAAAGCAAACAUUUAUUUCAGCAUGUCCAUUGUAUAUCUGCAUGCAUGUCCGACAUAGCAAACAACAAGAGACGCAGAGCGGAUUUUGUUACCAAAGCAUUUAGGAGAAUAAUGAGCCAGACUCCCAUACCGUCGGUCUAAUUUCUAAAAUGGCAAUGUGAAGAUUCGCAUUGUGGGAGGAAAGAGGGAGGAGUUCAGAGAACCGGGGGGAGAGAGAGAGCAGCCAGGAGGUCAGGCUUCCAGAGAGUUCAGGUAUGAUAAGACGAGAUGGAGACGUUUUGAAGCCUAUUGAACUGUCGAGCCGUCACAGCCUAAACACAGUUGUGUGUAAUAGUGUGCAUUUCUAUGUGUAUGUGCAUUCUUUUCAAACCUCUCCAUACUGUAUAAGAGGUUGACUAACUCCUGUGUACUCCAGCCUCCCUCUACCUCCUUUGCAAUGAAAGCCUGUUUUUAAGUUAACAGGCUGGUGUGAAGCCGGUACUGUUCUUUGCUAGGAGGAGAUGCCGUUUUCGUGUCCUGGGCUUUUCUCUCCUCAACGGCUUUGACACAUCGAGGAAAAAGAGGGGAAAAAAGCAAGGCAGUUGAAAGCAGCUCAGACGUACAGAGCAAGAGUGGAACAUGUGUUUUUAUACGCAUAAAAUCCAAAUUUCAAAACAGUUCUAGAUUACGGAGCAUACAGAGUACUGUACUUCCCAUCUAUUUUGAGACCUCAGCAGUUUUUCCCCAUGAUGAUGAAAUGGUUGCUAUACCAGUGGGUUGUUGAGUUAUGCAUACUACGUGGUGUGCUUGAAUAUGCCUAAUAAUACACAAAUGUGUAUAUUGAAGGUGUGGGUAGUGAAAAUACUUGAAAACGGAUACUCUAGCCUUCGAGGUAGUGUAGUACUAAUACCAAUGUUGUACAGAAUUCCCUUUAAGAUUAACUCCUCAGUUAUGAAUUUGUACUCCGAAGUGUGACUUAGAAAAACUAUGAAGCAGGAGUGAGUGUAUAUAUAAACUGUUUAUCUUUAAUCCACUCUUACCAAACCCUUAUAUACAGCGGUAGAAACCAAAUGGCAUUACUAGUGCACUUAGACUAGGUUACUGCUUUAACCGUUUCUCAUUUUGUCCAACUCUAGCUAAGGUUUCUUUGAGAGUGUCUUUUUAAUGGUGCCAGCUAACACACUUCAAUGUCAUUUCUGGUUUAGCGGCUUUUUGUUAGGGUGAUUCCAUAGAUAUUAAUGACAAAUGAUUUGUUCUUCGACGGCUGUGUGGCACAGCUUUUUAGCUUUGUUUCCUCAUUGAAAGUUUGAUAAUGCUAGGUGCAGCAGUGCUUAAUUUUUUCAUAAAGAUGUAAGAGUGUGUUUUUUGUCCUUCUCUUUGCUAAACUGUAGGAUUUGUUCAAUAGCUAGUCAUGGCUGCCCUCCCAGAGGGGCUGGCAGGUGUUGUUCUUAUCUUUUGGUUGGGUUUUUAUCAUGCCUCUUAAGUUGUAUUAUUUGUGUCCGUAUUGCUUUUUUUUAUUUGUUGUGAACUUCAUGAUUAAUUUACCUUAGAAGACAUUAUUAUUCCAAAUGUAUUUGGUUGAUAUCUGUAUUUAUUAUCACUUCAAAAAGGAUUAGAGGACAGAGGCAGACAGGAGCGUUUGUUUAAUUUGAUUUUCUGGGUUGUUUUUGUUUUUAUACUGUGUAGUUUUCAUGCCAGCAACCGAUGUGAAAGCUCUACCUCGUCUGAGCCAUUCUCAGUUCUGUUACACUUUUGUACAUCAUUUCAAAAAGAUGUAAUGUCAUGUCCACAAUAAAAAGACACACAAAAUGGCACCUGUUGGCGGUGUUUCAUCUGGUUUUGCUUGUUUGUUUAAAAUCUACCUCAGCAACUGUGACUGAAGACGUCCAAGUUUAGAUGAAAAAGCUUCACA
Molecule: messenger RNA, 7744 nt
Organism: Anoplopoma fimbria (sablefish)
Lineage: Eukaryota; Metazoa; Chordata; Actinopteri; Perciformes; Anoplopomatidae
Product: zinc finger protein 516-like
Exons: 5
Coding region: 671-4069 (1132 amino acids)
Biological process (GO): regulation of DNA-templated transcription
Cellular component (GO): nucleus
Molecular function (GO): RNA polymerase II cis-regulatory region sequence-specific DNA binding; DNA-binding transcription factor activity, RNA polymerase II-specific
Source: RefSeq, a predicted model, not a curated record